CCAGGGAACUAUAUUCUCUCCCACAGACUGGUAACUAACUACAAUUAUCUAAGCUGUAUUCACAGCUUAGAUAAUUGUACUCACGCAGCUCAUCAUGGAUCCAGUUAACUACUGUCAGCAUUAUUGUUGUGACUUUUCAAAGAUGUCCAGUACAAAGGUACUGCUGUUCCUGCAGAGCCUGUCCCGGAGGAAGCCCCUGGAGCCUGAGGGUGAAGUGUCCAACUUUCGGAGGUGCCUUACCACUCUUGACCUGGUGGCUCUUGGGGUUGGCAGCACACUCGGGGCCGGUGUGUAUGUGCUGGCAGGAGAAGUGGCCAGAGUCGUGGCUGGGCCAAGUAUCAUAAUCUCUUUCCUGAUAGCAGCCGUGGCCUCCGUAUUCGCAGGACUGUGUUAUGCUGAAUUUGGAGCUCGUGUUCCCAAAACUGGCUCUGCCUACCUCUACUGCUAUGUGACUGUGGGCGAGAUAUGGGCUUUUAUCACUGGCUGGAACUUGUUGCUGUCUUAUGUCAUAGGGACUUCAAGUGUAGCCAGAGCAUGGAGUGGGACCUUUGAUGAUCUCAUUGGAAAUGUCAUUGCCAACUCUCUGGGAAAACAGGCUGCAAUGGAUUUACCUGGAUUAGCUUCCUACCCAGACUUCUUCGCAGCUGGUCUCAUAAUGCUCUUGGCAGGGAUCCUUGCAUUUGGUGUUAAAGAGUCGGCCAUUGUAAACAAGGUUUUUACAGCAGUUAACAUCCUAGUGUUGCUGUUUGUCAUCCUCUCUGGCUUCAUAAAGGGGGACAUCGACAACUGGCACAUCAGUGAAGAUACUCUCCUAAAUGGACAUGAAAACUACACAUUCUUGAAUGGAACCAGCAGACAUGGCAGCUGGGAUUUUUUCCCUUUUGGCUUUCAGGGAACAUUAGCAGGAGCAGCCACUUGCUUUUAUGCAUUUGUUGGGUUUGACUGCAUUGCUACAACAGGAGAGGAAGUUCAAAACCCUCAGAAGUCGAUCCCCCUUGGGAUUGUUGUGUCCCUCCUCAUCUGCUUCCUGGCUUAUUUUGGUGUGUCUGCUGCCCUGACUCUCAUGAUGCCAUACUAUAUGCUUAGCAUUCACAGCCCACUGCCUGCAGCCUUUACAUACAUCGGCUGGGACCCUGCAAAGUAUGCAGUGGCUGUGGGAUCCCUCUGUGCACUGUCAACAAGCCUUCUAGGAUCGAUGUUCCCAAUGCCCCGUGUUCUCUUUGCGAUGGCCAGGGAUGGGCUUCUCUUUAGGCCUCUCAGUAAGAUGAGUGACAGACAGAGUCCUGUCAUAGCUACAUUGGCAUCUGGGGUUGUAGCAGCUGUCAUGGCAUUAUUGUUUGACCUGAAGGCACUGGUUGACAUGAUGUCAAUUGGAACCCUCUUUGCCUACACACUUGUCGCCAUAUGUGUUCUCAUAUUAAGGUACCAAGUUGAUGGCAGUGAAGAUUCAAGUUCAAGCAAAGCUGAAUCUUUUACAGUUGGUGGAUUAUUAUGGCCUCCUUUACAAGCCACCACAAGGACAUCAAAAAAUGUGUCAGUUUUAACUGUUUCUAUUGUCUUUUUAGCUGUCACCCUGAGCCUUUUCCUAUCUGGGGCUGUAGACUUCCUGCAGACUCUUCAGUGGUGGAGUUCACUUUGUGUAUGUGUGAUAGUACUGAUGCUAGUCCUUAUAGUCCUGAUCAUCUGGAGACAACCACAAAGUACAAGCAAAGCUGCUUUCAUGGUGCCAUUUGUGCCAUUGCUUCCAACCUUUAGCACCUUUGUCAAUGUCUAUCUUAUGGUUCAACUUGGAUCAGAUACCUGGAUCCGCUAUGCAGUAUGGAUGGCAGUAGGUUUAAUGAUCUACUUCGCUUAUGGUGUUCGACACAGUGUGCAGAAAAUGAGACUUAAAAAUUCACAUAGUCAAGUUGAAAUUCACACCAUUACCACCACUCUGGAGCAAAACUCUGAAACUGGACAAGAUCUGAAUGACUAAAGAAGUCACAUUAUUGAUUUGAUAGUAUACACCUGCAGAAAUGAAUGCUUAAAGGUUAAUAAACAUGUCAUACUGUGCAUAAAUGUCAAAGUAAUUCUUUAAAAAAAUCCCAGUUAGUCACAAUGGCACCAUUUUUUAUGUUUUUAUUUAUACCUUUUACAACUAAAUUCAUUCCUCCACGAAGUUCAUGUGUAAGGUUUUACAAUGAAUAUUUUCCAUUAUUAUUAAUCUCACCCAAAAGAGCUCAUUGGAGGUAAAUGCUGUAAGAAAGUUAGGCUCUUGUAUUUAAUUGUUUGGCCACCAGUAUGGUCAAAGAGGCCGUUGUGUGUACAUUUGAUGUAUUUUCCUUUAUGGUGUUUAGCUGUUACUAGUUUUGUAUAUGAAAUAUAUCCUUACUAAAUAUAUCCUUAGCCCUCUGUGUUAUUGGUGUUAUUAAACGGUUUUUAAUAAUGACUAUGUUUGCAAAGUGCAACUUUUUCUUAUUUUGAAAUAAACAUGGUGUUUAUAACC
Messenger RNA from Mugil cephalus (flathead mullet), 2485 nucleotides. RefSeq names its product cationic amino acid transporter 2 family protein. Lineage: Eukaryota; Metazoa; Chordata; Actinopteri; Mugiliformes; Mugilidae. Gene Ontology annotation, molecular function: amino acid transmembrane transporter activity. Gene Ontology annotation, biological process: amino acid transport; transmembrane transport. The record is from RefSeq and is a predicted model, not a curated record. The transcript is spliced from 12 exons. The coding region runs from base 95 to 1975 and encodes 626 amino acids. Gene Ontology annotation, cellular component: plasma membrane.